AUGUCUCGAUGGUCAACGUCUGGGUUAAAUGAAAAUUACUCUAACAACCUCAACCAAAACAUCAAUAACAACAUUAACAACAACCAAUACAAAACAUGGACCGAUCAUCCAUACAGAACUCUUUCCUCAUAUUCCUCUUCCUCUUUCUCAUCACAACAACAACAACAACAGCAACAACAACAAAAAUACAAAUCCCUCCCAAGAGCUUUGCAACCGAAAAAAUUUUCAAGCGAGAAAGAGAGCUGGAAGAGGAGGUCAUACGAUUUAACAGGCACUUCCUAUCUGGACAGAUACACUUUGAAGCCAUACAGAACGCACUCGAAGCCUCAGAUAUUUGAAAACUGCUACAAUUUCAAUGCAAAUUUUCCUAGAUCAAAUUUUAAAGAUUUUACUGAUUUUAACAAAUCUCCUGAAUUUGCUUUUCCAGUUAGAGAAACAACAUUUAGUAAGCUAUUUAAGGAAUUCGUUGGCGACGACGAUUACUCAGCCGAUGCAAAACUUAGAGAAGAAACAAAAAAUUCUGACAACUUGAAACCAACACAACAGCAGCAAGAAACAAAAAUAAAAGUCAAAAAUGAUGAAAAUUCUGUCUAUCAAACAGACGACCAGAAGUUGUUUCCAACCUUCUUCUCAACCUUUCGACACAAAUCAUCGAGUGGCCUACCAUGCACUGGUGUACCCAUCCACCUAGGAACCAGCACUCACUCUCUGCCUGAAUCUUUUUCAAAGGUGGUCACAGACAGCCUGCAUCCAACUAUUUUGAACGCCUUCAACAAGACACAAGAGGAUUUUAUUCCGAUUUUCGAUUUCUAUUCAUCUACGAAAUCAUCCAACUCCAACCAAAACAACAGCAAUGACGCGACCAGUUCUAAGCAAUGGACAACAAAGAAUGAAAAGGACGGUGAAGAUCUGAGGAGAUCCUUCGAAACUUUCAAUUGUAAUGACGAUCAUCAUUUCUCUACACUUAUUGAUAGUCGAAACGGCAACAACAACAAUAUUAAUAUUAAUAAUAUUUCAAAGUUGCGUGAACACAGCCACGUAACUAACAACCAUCCAACUAAUUAUUACAUAUCCAGUGAUGACGUCCUACUCAGAAAUCCUCAACAAACGAGCAAAAAUUAUUUAAAUGAUUUUAAACAUCACAGAACUUCUCUUAACGAAGAAAUCUUUCGAAAACAUGCUCGUGAAGCGAACAGUAUGAAGGCUGACUGCGGUAAAAAUUAUGAAGCGCAUAAUAAUUUCAAAUUAUAUGACAAAAGUUUAUACUUCAACAACAACCCUUACGUAUUGAAAAGCGGCAACGUAUGGACAAUACGCGUCAUACCUUACUCAAGCUCCCUGACAGCCACUGAAUCAUGUGGUCUUGCGUCAGGAGAGAAUGAUCAAAUGGAAAAAAAUGUCUUGAAGUCAAAACAACAAUUCAAUCAACAACGACCACAAAGAAACCAUUAUCAAGAAAUGUAUCAACAACCACAUCCUCAAAAGUAUCAGCAACAUUCACUGAUGCAAAAGAAUCAGCAGCCACCUCAACAAUACAAACAACAACAACAGCAUCAACAACAACCACAACAACAGCAACAACAGCAACAGCAACAACAACAACAGCCACAACAACUUCAACAGCAGCAAAAACAUCAACAGCCUUCUUGCCAACAACCAGCUCAACGACAAUUACCGUAUCUACCAUCCCUACCACCAGAGACCCAGCCAAUGAGAGUUGAGCGGGGAGAAAUACUGCUGGUGAAGAUUGUGAAGACGGAGCUGGGUGGUCUGGGUUUUUCCAUCGGGGGUGGAAGGUUACCAAACGGGGGUGGCGGUCCGAUAUUCGUCCGCAGGAUAUUCGAUACCGAGAGCAGCCGCAUUCGCACGAACAACCUGAUUCAACCUGGAGAUGAGGUCCUGACGAUCGAUGGCUGGUCCACCGCGGGAAUGUCUCAGUACGAGGUCUGGAACAAGAUGAAGGAGCUGAAGGACGGACCGACCAACCUUCUCAUUCAGAGAAAGUUGUACCUAUCAGAAACAAUCGUCUGA
Messenger RNA from Helobdella robusta, 2031 nucleotides. RefSeq lists its product as hypothetical. Lineage: Eukaryota; Metazoa; Annelida; Clitellata; Rhynchobdellida; Glossiphoniidae. The transcript is spliced from 2 exons. The coding region runs from base 1 to 2031 and encodes 676 amino acids. Gene Ontology annotation, molecular function: protein binding. The record is from RefSeq and is a predicted model, not a curated record.